This is a messenger RNA of Maniola jurtina (meadow brown), 2965 nucleotides long. RefSeq names its product tudor domain-containing protein 3 (gene Tdrd3). Gene Ontology annotation, cellular component: nucleus; cytoplasm. Gene Ontology annotation, biological process: mRNA processing. The record is from RefSeq and is a predicted model, not a curated record. The transcript has 9 exons. Bases 91 to 2163 code for a protein of 690 amino acids. Gene Ontology annotation, molecular function: RNA binding; protein binding. NCBI's taxonomy places the organism in Eukaryota, Metazoa, Arthropoda, Insecta, Lepidoptera, Nymphalidae.
ACAAAUGGGCAAGUUGAAUACGGUGUGUCUGAGAGGUUUUAUUUAAUAAUUUCGUUAAUUUUGUGAUAUAUUUUCAAUACAAAUGAAAACAUGACACUCAGAGAUAGUCUCAGGGAUCUGGGAUGGCACUUAAGUCAAGAAGGUAUUGAUAUUAUUAGCGAAAAUGGUCAAAUACAAGAUGUAAAUAUCCUUAGCCGAAGGGCUCUAGACUUCGAUCUGAGGGAUAUAGGCGAGGCAGCCUUUCCCGAAGAGUUUACAAAAGACCCUUCUAAGUUAGAGAAGCCAAUAGUCGUUCAAAUCCAGAAGAUAAGAAAUGUGGCAGCCCCUAAAGCUAAUGAAGAGUCCACAUCAGCUCCUCGUAUGUUAAAGUUUACGUUACACGACGGGAAAUCUUCGUGUACGGGUCUUGAGACAACUUCUAUUCCCAAUCUAAGCAUUAACACCCCACCAGGAACAAAGGUGUUACUUAAGAAUGAGGAUCUUGAAGUGUGUCAUGGUGUGAUUUGGCUGACUCCUUCUGUGGUGUCAGUGCUGGGUGGUAAAGUGUCCCAUAUGAUUGAAAAAUGGGAACUCAAUAGAAGUCUUGCUAAGCAUACUAGAGGUGGCAUUGGAGCAGAUGGUGGUCCCCCACCAUGGAUUCCAUUUGGUCAAAGGCUGGAAGCAUUACCUGUUGAUAAACAAUUCAAGAGUUUGCAAGAACAGGCCAAACAAGACAAUGCUGAGUUUGAAGCUCAGAGGAAGGGAGCUAUUGCAGAGGCGCAGAGGAUGUCUGGUGUUAAAAAGGUGUUUGGUGGAGGCACUAAGCCUCUAUUGGAUGCAAAUGUACAGAAAAUUGUUGAUGCAGGAUUCUCUGAAGAACAAGCUGAGAACACCCUCAAGUAUACCAAGAACAAUGUCGAUAGAGCACUUAGAAUAUUACAGAAAAGAGACAACUCGGAAAAUAGGAGUAAAGAGAAACCAAAAGAGUCCGAUCAGCCAAGUCAACCAAAACGUAAAGGGAGAAAUAAAGACAAUGACGAAGACGGUGUUCCCGUCAAACCUUCAGGAAAAGUAUCUCUAUUUGAUUUCUUGGAAGACAAACUUCCUAAUGUACCAGAUAAGGAUAAGAACAGUCGGCGAGAUUAUAACACGCCUUCCGAAGACAGGGGUGAAAGGAGUUAUGGUAAUAGGGAUAGAAAUGGUGCCAAAACUAACCCACGCUCACACGGUUCACGAUACGACGGCCCCCGAAACAGGUCUGAUCGGGGACACUACGACAACUAUCACAAUAAUACACAUAGAGAGGAACGCAAAUAUCAGACACAGAACGAAAAACCACCAAGAUUCCAACGAAAGUUGGAAGAAAAGAACAAGCAACAGCAGCAAGCCAACAAUCUCAACUUACAUUACAACAAUGCAUAUCACAGUCAACCCCAGAAUCAGUAUCCCGAGAUAAACAUGAGGAAUGAACACUUUAACAAUAAUGACAUGAAUCAGCAGCAACAACAAAAUUAUCGUAAUAUCAACCCCAUGGAUAGUUUAGUUGAUGCAACAGCCAAUUUGAACUUGCUCUCAAACCAACCUCGGCCUAACGAAGAAGUCUCUCCUGGGAGAAAUUAUCAAUCCUAUCCGGAACAAGCGUACCAGCCAAAGCAAUAUGUUCCUAAUCAAGCCAUGCAGGAUAUAACUCCAUUUAGGAGAAAUAACGAUAUGCCUAAAUAUCAGGAGCAGCCGUAUCGCAGGCAGCAACAGCAGCCAAAUGGCUAUAUGGAGCCGCAGCAAACUCCCAUGUAUUCUAACAUGAACUAUAUGAAUGCUCAGGGAGGUUUUGGCGGUCGUCAGUACGGCUACGGCGCCCGUCCUCAGGAGUACAGCACGCUUCGCACGGGAGGCCCGUUCCUGCCGGGCUCGUUGCUGGGGUUCCAGAACGCCGCGGUCAAUGAGCAGGCGCGGGCGAUGCUGGGCGUCGCCGAUAUCAACUGGAAGGUCGGGGACCGAUGCCUCGCUCUUUAUUGGGAGGAUAAUAAUUUUUAUGAGGCGGAAAUCACUGGCAUUUCAGCAAACACUGUAGUAGUCAAAUUUUGUGCAUAUGGUAAUCACGAAGAAGUUCUUAAGUCUAAUUGCUUGCCGUACCCUAACCAAGCGGCGUCGAGCAGCGGCGGCUACCUCGCGCGGCGCGCCUAGGGGUGCGGGGCGGCGCCCUCCCCCGCCGCCGCCGUCAGCUGACGUCCCCGCGUGACGCCCGAGCGACACACGCGCAUCACGCCCUCUACUGUGUACUUGACGUGCCUGCUUCUCGCUUGAUACGCGCCGGUAAACAAACGAAUCGAAGCGAAGCGGCGCUAAUCGUUCCCUCUCACUCACACACACAGGUUACUGUGUAAGUGAGACAGAAUGAUUGACGCUGCUCUUUUCGAUUCUUUUCUUUACUGGAACGCGUUAUACUACUUUCAUUUGAUAAUGGUGCUUAUUCUUUUGUACAUAGAGCUCUUAACUUUUUCAAGUCUUCAAGCAGUGCUUUCCUUUUCGCAAUAUUACUUGCAGAAAAGGAUAGCACUUCUCUUGAGACUUGUUUUAGUUUAGAGAUUUGUGUACAUCCAAGUUGGAAACUUUUGCAGUUUUAUCUACACUAUGAGCAUCUUGAGAAAUGAGAAUACUAACAGGAUAGGUACUUUAAACCUGGGUAAACUACGUUACAAACUAGGUAACAGAAAUACACGAAAAACCGGGAUUGUAGUGGAUAGGGAUAUCCUUAAUAUUUAAGAGCCCUCAAAUAUUAAUUGACAUACUAGAACAAAGAACAUUAGGUACAGUACUACCACUUGUAUAAGUUACGCCGACGUACCUGCGCAGAAAUCCUAUUUUUGAAUGGCUCGAAAAUAUAUCAGCCAAUCAUAGCGCGCGUCCGUAAGCUAUUGGUUGUUGUUGUACGGGCGAAUUAAGAGCGAGAUAGCAUGAGUAUGUUGUUCUUGUGUUCAAAAUCUUA